CAGCAGCGAGUGAGUCCGCGCCGGGUGUGAGUCGAGCAGCGGCAGCGCCGGAGAGGAGGUGAACUGAUGUCUUUCAUGGAAAACUCAUUCACAGAUUGCAUUGGGCUGGAAGAGACCCUCAGAAGUCAUCUGGUCCAACCCCCCUGCAGGCAGCAGGGACACCUCCACCGAGGAAGCUGCUGCCUGCUUAGAGCUUAAGAGAGAGCCUGAGAGAGCUGCUUGGCCCCCGUGGAACAGGAACUGUUUUGCUCCAACCUGUGGACACUCCUCCUUGUGCCAUGUUUUGUGGCUCUCAGCGCAAGAGGAAUUUGUCUUGAUGAAGAUUCCUAACAUUGGUAAUGUGAUGAAUAAAUUUGAGAUCCUUGGGGUUGUAGGUGAAGGAGCCUAUGGCGUUGUACUUAAAUGCAGACACAAGGAGACCCAUGAGAUCGUGGCCAUCAAGAAGUUCAAGGACAGCGAAGAAAAUGAAGAAGUCAAAGAAACCACUCUACGAGAGCUCAAAAUGCUUCGCACUUUGAAGCAGGAGAACAUAGUGGAGCUGAAGGAAGCCUUCAGAAGAAGAGGGAAGUUAUACUUAGUGUUUGAAUAUGUGGAAAAAAACAUGCUUGAACUGCUAGAAGAAAUGCCAAAUGGAGUUCCACCAGAAAAAGUGAAGAGCUACAUCUACCAGCUCAUUAAAGCAAUCCACUGGUGCCAUAAGAAUGACAUCGUUCACAGAGAUAUCAAGCCAGAGAAUCUUUUAAUAAGCCACAAUGAUGUUCUGAAGCUGUGUGACUUUGGCUUUGCUCGGAAUCUGUCUGAAGGAAGCAAUGCCAACUACACAGAGUAUGUGGCCACCAGAUGGUACCGCUCACCUGAGCUCCUCCUUGGGGCCCCGUACGGCAAGGCAGUGGAUAUGUGGUCUGUGGGCUGCAUCCUGGGCGAGCUGAGCGAUGGGCAGCCUCUGUUCCCCGGCGAGAGCGAGAUCGACCAACUCUUCACCAUCCAGAAGGUGCUGGGCCCGCUGCCAGCAGAGCAGAUGAAGCUCUUCUACAGCAACCCACGCUUCCAUGGCCUGCGGUUUCCAGCAGUCAAUCACCCACAGUCUUUAGAGAGAAGAUACUUGGGAAUUUUAAGUGGUGUCUUGCUUGAUCUCAUGAAGAACUUACUGAAGUUAGAUCCAGCAGAUAGAUACUUGACAGAGCAGUGUCUGAACCAUCCUUCCUUUCAAACCCAAAGACUCCUGGAUCGCUGUGGGAGCUCACCUUCGCGGUCGGCGAAGAGAAAACCUUACCACGUAGACAGCAACACAUUGUCUAACAGAAACCAGGCCAGCAAAAGCUCUGCUUUGCAGUCACACCACAGAUCCAACAGCAAGGACAUGCAGACACUAGGGGUUGCUGGGCCAAGAGAAGAAACUCUUCCAGCCAACGAGAGCUUUCUGAACGGGAACCUGCCCGGAGCUGCUCCCAGCCCCAGCCCCAUGCACGCCAAGAAGCCCAGCGCCGCGCCCGGCUCUGGCAACAAGGACCUGGCCAACAACAACCUGCCGCACCUGCUCAGCCCCAAGGAGCCCAAGGCCAAGGCGGAGUUCGACUUCAGCGUGGAGCCCAAGAGCUCGGAGGGCUCCGGCGCCAAGUACCUGAAGCCCGGCGGCAGGCCCGCGCAGAGCCGGCACUCGCUGCUGGAGGCGCCGCCGGGCCAGACGGGCACGCUGCAGCCCGGCGACAAGCACGGCCGCCACAGCUACAUCGACACCAUCCCGCAGGCCUCCCGCAGCCCCUCCUACCGCGCCAAGGCCAAGGGCCACGGCGUGCUGACGGACUCCAAAUCCGUGGGCAACCUCUCCGAGGCCCGGGCCCAAGCCCCCGAGCCCAGCAGCAGCAGCAGCAGCAGGUAUUUUCCCUCCAGCUGCAUGGACCUGAACUCUCCUACCAGCCCCACCCCUCCUCGGCACGGCGACAACAGGACUCUGCUCAGCCCCUCCGGGAGGAGCGCCCGCGGCGAGGGCACCCUGGAGGCCCGCAGGCCAGGCGCCAGGCACUCCAAAACCAUGGAGGAGCUGAAGCUGCCGGAUCCCCUGGAUGGAAGCCAUUCCCACGGCCUGUCUGCUCCACACGAGUCUUUUUCCUAUGGCCUAGGUUAUACCAGUCCCUUUUCUUCACAGCAGCGCCCUCAUAGACACUCUAUGUAUGUGAGCCGGGACAGAGUGAGGUCAAAGGGCUCAGAGGGUGGCUUAAGCGUAGGGCAAGGGAUGGCAGCCAGAGCAAACAGCCUGCAACUGUUAUCUCCACAGGUGCAGCAUAAGUCACUCACGCGCUCUGUGGGCUCGUCACGAGAGGACUGUACGGAAGAUCCAAACAGGGGUGGAGCAUAUCAUGAUCCACACUCAGAAGAUGGAGCAUCUACUAAGGAAAAUAGAAUACUGUAUAAUGACCCUGUUCCAAGAAGAGUUGGCAGCUUUUACAGAGUUCCAUCUCCGCGCCCAGACAGCACCUACCUAGAAAACAAUGUGGCCAGCAGAGCUUCUGUGCUUCCAGCAGACAGCAGCACUGUGGCAAACCACUCCAAGAGACAAACCACCUUUGAUACCUGGAAGAGUCCUGAAAACCUUAGCAGUCACUCAGAGCAGCUCAAGGAGAAGGAGAAGCAAGGGUUUUUCAGGGCAAUCAAAAAGAAAAAGAAGAAAUCUCAAACUACAGACUCAACCAGCGGGGAGAAUCCGAGCAUCAAGAAAUCCCUCUUCCCUCUUUUUCACUCAAAGAAUAGCUUAAAGCAUAGUUCUUCUUUGAAAAAGCUUCCUGUAGUCACUCUACCCAUGAUGCCCAGCACGGACGGGCAGGACCUCUUGGCGUUACAGAAAGCCAUUCACACCAACCACCAGAGCAGCAGGCAGAAGGACUGGCAUCCUGAGAAGAUGACAGAAAUCCAGCCUCCUAGCCAGCCAUUAAAAUCUCUCCGCAAGCUCUUGCACCUGUCCUCUUCCAACCACCCUGUGCCCGCAGAGCCUCGCUUCCAGCCGCUGCCAGCCCAGCCAGCCAAAGCUGCUUUCCCCGAAGUGCGAAUCCACCCCCUGGGGCAGGGCUCCGGCGGCGCCGGCGGCAGCAAUGUGAGGCAGGAGCCUCAAGCCAAGAGCAGGCCAACGCUGCAGAUACCAAGCCAGCUGGAGCCCACCUGGCACGUCCCUGCCGUCAACAGGAGUGCCAGCGAUGGGUCCCCCUACUCGGAGCAGCUGCCCUCCAAGAGCGGGCAGAACGGGCACUCCUACAGCCGGACCAACCGCCCGCGCAUGCCCAACCUCAACGACCUGAAGGAGACAGCCUUGUAAUGGGCACCGCGGGCACGAGCCAGGCCGGGGUGGGUGGAGGUCAGCCUGGGGGGGUGCUGGUGGUGGUGGUGGCGAGGGUGAGCCUGCGUCUUCAGCUGUACAGAGGUGUGCAAUAUCUGCGCGUGGAGCUACGCCCUCGGGCGCCACGGCGAGAGUCAGGGAUUAGACAAAACCAAGUGGGGUGAGGAAUUCAGCAGGUGUGGGGAAGGUCACUGGGUGCCAGGCAGAGCGUGCCAGGCAGGCAGCAAAAUGCCUUUGCCCUUUUCUCUCACUUACAUUCCAGCUCAGUGCACGCCUCUGGCUGAAAGCUGGGAGGCUUCUGGUGUGUCUUGGCACUUGGGAGGGUGGAAACGUUUCGCGUCUAGACCUGUGCCCUUACUUCCUUGUUUUUUUCCUUGCUGCCUACUUCAAACCAGUUUAUGUGAUGAAAUAAAAACCACCAAGCAGGUGUAUCCUACCUUC
Messenger RNA from Pogoniulus pusillus (Red-fronted tinkerbird), 3769 nucleotides. It is a transcript of the gene CDKL5, whose product is annotated as cyclin dependent kinase like 5. The transcript has 19 exons. The coding region runs from base 317 to 3307 and encodes 996 amino acids. Gene Ontology annotation, biological process: positive regulation of axon extension; protein phosphorylation; regulation of dendrite development. Gene Ontology annotation, cellular component: nucleus; dendrite cytoplasm. NCBI's taxonomy places the organism in Eukaryota, Metazoa, Chordata, Aves, Piciformes, Lybiidae. Gene Ontology annotation, molecular function: protein kinase activity; ATP binding. The record is from RefSeq and is a predicted model, not a curated record.